CAGGAAGGCAGUAGUAGUUGAGACCCACAGAGGCAUGUGUUGUGCAUCGUAGUAGAUCUAUCUCCAGUUGAUGAUUUCUGCUGCUAUCAGCUUCCAGAGAGAUAUCUGAAGACGUCCCUGGGUUCCUGCAUCAAACACAACUACAAGCAUCCCUACACAGGAGGGUGACAUGGACGAGGGCAGUGUGAGGAAGAGGAAGGACAUGUUUAAUGGAGGCCCCGCCCCCGACCCAACCUCCAAUAUGUCUGCCUCCCACUCCAAGCCUGCUGAGGAAGACGUGAAGGCUACCGUGCUACAGAAGGAUGUGGGCCUUUUGAGUGGGAUCUGUCUGAUCGUAGGAACCAUGAUCGGCUCCGGCAUCUUCAUCUCCCCUAAGGCAGUGCUGCUGGAAACGGGAGCCGUAGGACCUUGUCUGUGUGUCUGGGCCGCCUGUGGGGUGCUAGCUACACUGGGGGCACUGUGCUACGCGGAGCUGGGCACCAUGAUCACUAAGUCUGGAGGGGAAUACUCUUACCUGAUGGAGGCCUAUGGGUCAGUGAUGGCCUACCUCUUCUCAUGGAGCACCAUCAUGGUCCUAAAGCCCUCCGCCUUCGCCAUCAUCACCCUGAGCUUCGCAGAGUAUGCCUCCACGCCGUUCUACCCAGGAUGCACUCCUCCCAUUGUGGUCACCAAGUGCCUGGCUGCAGCGUGCAUAUUUCUGAUCGUGUUGGUGAACUGUCUCAGUGUGAAGCUAGCCAACUAUGUCCAGAACUUCUUCACUGCAGCCAAGCUUCUCAUCAUCCUGGUCAUCAUAGUGGCGGGCAUCGUCCUCUUGGCACAAGGAAACACUGAGAAUCUGUCCAACCCAUUUGAAGGAGCCUCAACCUCCUUUGGAUCCCUUGGACUGGCGUUUUACAACGGGCUCUGGGCCUACGAUGGGUGGAAUCAGCUGAACUUUAUAACAGAGGAGCUGAAAAACCCAUAUAGAAACCUUCCCCUGGCCAUUAUCAUUGGUAUUCCCUUGGUGACUUUGUGCUAUGUGCUGGUCAACAUUGCCUACUUCAGCGCCAUGACCGCUACGGAACUACUACAGUCUCCCGCCGUUGCUGUGACUUUUGGUGACAGAGUGCUGUACCCCCUGUCGUGGGUAAUCCCUGUGUUUGUCGUCUUCUCCACCUUCGGAGCGGCCAAUGGGAGCUGCUUCACAGCCGGCAGGUUGACCUAUGUGGCAGGAAGAGAGGGUCACAUGGUAAAGAUCUUGUCCUAUAUCAGUCUGAAGCGUUACACUCCUUCCCCUGCCCUCAUCUUCAAUGGUAUUCUGGCCGUACUCUACAUUAUCCCAGCAGACAUCAACACCCUGAUCAACUACUUCAGUUUCGCCCAGUGGGCUUUCUACGGCCUCACAGCUCUCGCUCUCAUCGUCAUGCGAUUCACCAGGAAGGAACUCAAGAGGCCCGUCAAGUGUCCCAUUCCCAUAGCAGUGCUGGUGGUGAUAGUGUCCUGCUACCUGGUCCUAGCACCGAUCAUAGACAAGCCAGAGCUGGAGUAUCUGUACUGUACCAUCUUCAUCCUCAGCGGUCUGCUGCUCUACUUCCCCUUCGUUCACCGCAGGUUCAGCUGGACACGCAGGGUCAUGAGGCCAAUCACCAUGCACCUCCAGCUGCUGAUGGAGGUCGUUCCUCCUGAGAAAAACGAAUAGAGGAAGAUAAUAAACAGCCUAAACUGACUGAUGUGGACAAAUGUAUUUUGUGCAUCCCAAAUAUUACCCUUUUCCCUAUGUGGUGCACUACCCCAUAGACCCUAGUAAAAAGUAAUGCACUACUUAGGGAAUAGGGUGCCAAUUGAGACACGAGCUUAGAAACUAAGGUUCUGUACUGUCUCAUAAUGAAUGUUCUGUACUGUCUCAUAAUGAAUGUUCUGUACUGUCUCAUAAUGAAGGUACUGUCCUGUCUCAUAAUGAAGGUUCUGUACUGUCUCAUAAUGAAGGUUCUGUACUGUCUCAUAAUGAAUGUUCUGUACUGUCUCAUAAUGAAGGUUCUGUACUGUCUCAUAAUGAAGGUUCUGUACUGUGUCAUAAUGAAGGUUCUGUAC
Messenger RNA from Oncorhynchus gorbuscha (pink salmon), 2070 nucleotides. Its product is annotated as b(0,+)-type amino acid transporter 1-like. The coding region runs from base 170 to 1678 and encodes 502 amino acids. Lineage: Eukaryota; Metazoa; Chordata; Actinopteri; Salmoniformes; Salmonidae. The transcript has 14 exons. Gene Ontology annotation, cellular component: membrane. Gene Ontology annotation, biological process: amino acid transmembrane transport. Gene Ontology annotation, molecular function: L-amino acid transmembrane transporter activity. The record is from RefSeq and is a predicted model, not a curated record.